AUGAAGGGCUUGCACUGUGUGGUGUUAGCCGCUCUGGUGGCGUGUGUGCAAGCCAUUAACCAGACCAUUGUCAACGUACCUGGAUUAAGAGCAGUGGUAGACACCGACGGUAUUGGAGGAUUCAAGAUCACAUUACAAAGAGGUGACAAUGCUCCAGAAACGAUCGCCUGGAUAGGUCGUAACUGGCCAAUGCCCACAUCGGUGGUGUCCACCAACCCACUGGUACUCAGUUACGAUGAGUACAAUACCACGCUGAGUUUCUCCAGCACAACCGUCAUUGGCAACAGAACAGGCCAGAUCAUCACUGUCGCUUGGGACGCUCCGAAGCUGUACGUUCUUGAAGACUGUGUCGAAUAUGGAACCCAUCACUGGUAUGGAGGACCUCAGCAGAAAGAGCAGUACUGGCCCAUUCAGAAUCUGAACUUUAGCGAAUACUCCUACGUCACCAAGGAAGCAGACAACUGUGGAGUAGCCGAGAGAUACUGGCUCAACUCCGCUGGCGUCUUCUACUACUUCGAUAAAAAGGUUCCACUAUAUGUCGAUUCAAAGAAUCUUGUAAAUAACUCAGCAUGCUUCAUCGCCAAAGUCCAACCGCCAUACUCAAGCAAACGAACAAGGAACUAUCUCAUUUACGACAUCGCGAUCUUCGAAGACGUUAGGAAAGCUCAUGAGUAUGCCGUGGAAAAGUACCUGAAGAAACCAACAGGGUAUCCCGACGAACUGAUGAUCAAAUACCCAAUUUGGUCAACUUGGGCCAGAUACAAGAGGGACGUCAAUCACGUUGUAGUGCUAGAGUUUGCUGAUGAAAUUACGAAGCAUGGUUUCCCAAACAGUCAGUUUGAGCUGGAUGAUUUGUGGGAGAUAUGCUAUGGGUCUCUGACGGUGAAUACUACAAGGUUUCCAAGCAUGAAGGAAACUAUAGCUACACUAAGACAGAAGGGAUACAGGACCACCAUGUGGGCUCACCCCUUCCUGAACAAAGGGUGUGAACCUUGGUAUACCAAUGCGAAGAAUUUAGGCUAUAUAGUAUCUUCAGAGACUGGUAACGUUGACACCAGCUGGUGGAAUGACAAUGGCACAAUUGGUUCCUACAUCGACUUCUCGAAAGAGGCUGUAAGGAAAUGGUACAUGGAGCGGCUGAUCAAACUGCAGAAUGAAACUGGUGUGGACGCUUACAAGUUUGAUGGUGGAGAGACCAGCUGGUCACCUACUGUGGCUGUCCUUGAAGGUGAUAUUUACGAGCACCCGAAUCUCAUAACUACAGACUAUGUCAGGACAGUUGCAGCUUUUGGGUCCCUGGUGGAAGUAAGAGUUGGAUUUGGAACUCAAGACCUUCCAAUCUUCGUGAGAAUGAUCGACAAGGACACCUACUGGGACUUCCGCAACGGUUUAGCGACCCUAAUCACGACAUUAUUCCAAAUGAACAUCAAUGGCUACCCCCUGGUACUCCCUGAUAUGAUCGGUGGCAAUGGGUACAAUGAAGCUCCCUCUAGGGAACUGUUCGUCAGAUGGCUACAAGCUAACACCUUCAUGCCGAGUUUGCAGUUCUCUUAUGUGCCCUGGGAUUAUGAUGACGAGAUCGUGAACAUUAGCAAGAAGUUUGUGAAUCUUCACGCGGAGUAUACUCCUGCUAUCAUCGAGGCUUGUAAGAAGGCGGUUAGUGAUGGAUCUCCGGUCAACAUGCCCAUCUGGUGGAUAGCACCCAAUGAUACACAGGCACAUGCUAUCUGGGACGAAUAUCUCCUGGGAGAGACGAUCCUAGUAGCGCCCGUAGUGACCAAUAACGCGAGAUCGAGGGACAUCUACCUUCCAGCAGGCAAGUGGUACGAACAAGGGGACAAGAACAAGGUGAUCACAGGACCCAUCACAUUGAAGAACUACUCCGCACCGUUAGACACCCUGCCAUUCUUCAUAAAGAGUAACACAGUAGCUCCUGUGUAUUCUGCUCUCCUGGUACUUUUAGGAGUAGUAAUUAAUUUGUUGUAUAAGUAA
This is a messenger RNA of Spodoptera littoralis (African cotton leafworm), 1992 nucleotides long. The record is from the annotation of a GenBank genome assembly. NCBI's taxonomy places the organism in Eukaryota, Metazoa, Arthropoda, Insecta, Lepidoptera, Noctuidae.